AUGAGCACCAAAAGGGCACGUAGCCCCAAAGUCACGGAUUCACGGCUGGAGCUCCCAGGCGAAGCGACUUCCGCACAAGAAAAGCAGUGCCGUGCCUGUAUUGACGCCGAGGUGAAGGCCAUUCAUCAUCGAUACGAGAUGCCAGAUACAGGCAAGGCAGAACUAGAAGACACCUCCCAGGCAUGUCAAACGAAGGCCCAGACCUACCGGCCUUACAGGCGUCCAAGCUCACCGGGGCCUCCGGCCGUCAAUCUCUGGACGAAGCCGUCUCUGAUACCGCACUGGAAGUCUGUAUUUGGAUGUAAUUCCAGUGUCCACGGCGCGACUGUCAUUGUCAGGAGGCACCAGGGAGGCCAAGAAACGCAGUCUACUUUCCCAAUUGCCUGGAUCGAAAGCGGGAGGAACGCGUACGGGUGUGUCAAGCAGCUCUUCCUUCUGAAGAAGUCCAACCGCUACCUGAAAACCAUGCUAAGCAUCGGCGGGUGGACCUUGUCAGCCAACUUCCCCGUCGUGGCAAGCACGCCCACCGGCCGACUGGCAUUCGCCCAAUCCUCCGUAUCUCUGAUGAAGGACUGGGGGUUCGAUGGCAUUGAUAUAGACUGGGAGUAUCCGGCGGACAAAAAGGAGGCAGAGAACUUUAUUCUUCUACUGGCAGCAGUGCGGCAAGAGCUCAAUGCGUAUGCGUCACAGUACGCCCCAGGCCAUCACUUCCUCUUGACGAUUGCAUCGCCUGCUGGACCUACGCACUAUGAGAAGCUCGACCUCAAGACGAUCGCCGGUAUUGUAGACACGUUCUAUCUGAUGGGGUACGAUUAUUCUGGCUCAUGGAACUCCUACGCCGCCCAUCAGGCCAACCUCUACCCAAAUAGCAUGAACAAAACGACAACGCCUUUCUCUACAGACGAAGCCAUCACAGGUUACCUCAAGGCAGGCGUGCCCGCUUCUCAGAUAGCUCUUGGCAUGCCCACGUACGGUCGAGCCUUCCAGAACACUAAUGGACUAGGCAGGCCGUUCUCUGGGAUAGGCGGGGGCUCGUGGGAAAACGGCGUGUGGGACUAUAAGGCUCUUCCUCGGCCUGGGGCUACUGCCGGGUACGACGACGUGGCCAUGGCGUCAUUCAGUUACGACGUUGAGAGAAGAGAGCUCAUCUCAUACGAUACGCCGCGCUCCGUUCGGCAAAAGAUCUCCUACCUGAAAGAGAAAGGACUCGCGGGAUCCAUGUUCUGGGAAGCGAGCGGCGAUAGGGCGGAUGAAAACAGUUUGAUCUCUAUGAGUUCUGAACUCUUGGGCCCAUUCACGGGUCAGGCUCAGAAUCAACUUGACUACCCCAACAGCCAAUACGAGAAUAUCAGAGCAGGAAUGGAGUGA
Verticillium dahliae VdLs.17 is the source of this 1368-nucleotide messenger RNA. Its product is annotated as chitinase. Gene Ontology annotation, cellular component: extracellular region. The transcript is spliced from 5 exons. Lineage: Eukaryota; Fungi; Ascomycota; Sordariomycetes; Glomerellales; Plectosphaerellaceae. The record is from RefSeq and is a predicted model, not a curated record. Gene Ontology annotation, biological process: chitin catabolic process; carbohydrate metabolic process. The coding region runs from base 1 to 1368 and encodes 455 amino acids. Gene Ontology annotation, molecular function: chitinase activity; chitin binding.